This is a messenger RNA of Amblyraja radiata (thorny skate), 1065 nucleotides long. Its product is annotated as troponin C, skeletal muscle. NCBI's taxonomy places the organism in Eukaryota, Metazoa, Chordata, Chondrichthyes, Rajiformes, Rajidae. The coding region runs from base 132 to 620 and encodes 162 amino acids. Gene Ontology annotation, molecular function: calcium ion binding. The transcript is spliced from 6 exons. The record is from RefSeq and is a predicted model, not a curated record. Gene Ontology annotation, cellular component: myosin II complex.
CAUUCGGCUAAUUAAAGAAAAUGGGCAAGUUAAAAGCUGAGCCCAAAAAAGACUAGCUUUCAAGUGGGAAUUGUGGAGAAGAGGAGUUUCAUUUUAUCUGAGUUUCUGUGCCGCCUUAAUAAACCAGGACAAUGCCAAUGACGGAACAACAAGCAGAUGCGAGGUCUUACCUCAGCGAGGAAAUGAUCGCUGAGUUUAAGGCCGCAUUCGACAUGUUUGAUAUUGAUGGUGGUGGUGACAUUAGCACCAAGGAGUUGGGACAAGUCAUGAAAAUCCUGGGGCAAACUCCGACCAGAGAAGAAUUAGAUGCCAUUAUUGAGGAAGUGGAUGAAGAUGGAAGCGGUACCAUCGACUUUGAAGAGUUCUUGGUGAUGAUGGUGCGCCAAAUGAAAGAGGAGGCAAAAGGCAAAUCUGAAGAAGAGUUGGCAGAAUUCUUUCGCAUAUUUGAUCAGAAUGCUGAUGGUUUCAUCGAGCGGGAUGAGCUUAAAGCUAUAUUAAUGAGUGGUGGAGAACAUGUUACAGAAGAUGAAAUUGAUGAGCUCAUGAAGGAGGGAGACAAAAACAACGAUGGAAAACUAGACUUUGACGAAUGGUUGAAGAUGAUGGAAAAUGUCCAGUAAAUGACCAACAUUCCUCAACAACUGUCGGCAUCUCAUUUCUUUAAGGAACCUUUUAAAAUGUCACCUUUUAUCUCAAAAUGAAAAUCUAUUACUUCUUUUGGUUUUUGGCUUGGCCUUGCCUCAAGAUCACAAACAUUAAUCAUUUAAAUAAAUUGCAACGAAUAGUUCAUUAUGCUGCACCUCAUACCACAUUUUUCAUGCCCUACUGCAGCUAAUUGAUUAGACAUCAGAAAGGAACGUGAUCACUGCAUUGAAUGCAAAGUCUAUUCGACAUGACUAAUGCUAUACAUCAAGAUUGCUAGUAUAGUUAUUGCAAUUCGACCAUACAUGGGAAGGAACAAAAUUCUAUGUAUGAAACUCUUAAUGAUUUUGCCAGCAACCUAGAACAAAGUACCAUAUAUUCCAAGUUGUUUCCUAAUAAAGCUAAUGUCAAUUUUUGGAGUCA